Eimeria necatrix is the source of this 183-nucleotide messenger RNA. RefSeq lists its product as hypothetical. The coding region runs from base 1 to 183 and encodes 60 amino acids. The record is from RefSeq and is a predicted model, not a curated record. Lineage: Eukaryota; Apicomplexa; Conoidasida; Eucoccidiorida; Eimeriidae. The transcript is spliced from 2 exons.
AUGCUGUAUGACCAGCUGCCUCCUCUAAAGAAUCUGCACCACAGCUUGGAGUUGAUGUCGCAGGACUGCUCCAACUUAUUUGCUGCUCCCAAGACAGGCCUUCUAAUCUCUGUGGUGAAGCAGCAGCAGCAACAGCAGCAGAAGCAGCAGCAGCAGCGAUGGCAACCACAGCAGCAGCAGUAG